UUGCAGUAUCAAAAUUAAAUUAGUGAAAGAAACAAGUUCUUACAAAGAAGAUGAGUGCAGCUAGGUUUAUCAAGUGUGUGACCGUGGGAGAUGGCGCCGUUGGAAAAACGUGCAUGCUCAUUUCCUACACCAGCAAUACCUUCCCUACGGAUUAUGUCCCAACUGUUUUCGACAAUUUUAGUGCUAACGUGAUCGUUGAUGGGAGCACAGUUAACCUAGGCCUCUGGGACACAGCCGGGCAAGAAGAUUAUAAUCGGUUGAGGCCUCUAAGUUACAGAGGAGCUGAUGUAUUUCUGCUAGCGUUUUCUAUAACCAGCAAAGCCAGCUACGAGAAUAUAUACAAGAAGUGGGUUCCCGAGCUAAGGCACUACACCCGGAACAUACCAAUAGUUCUUGUGGGAACUAAAUCGGAUUUGAGAGAAGAUAAACAAUAUGUUAUUGAUCAUCCUGGUGCAGUAGCUAUUACAAGAGAGCAGGGUGAAGAACUGAGAAAGAUUAUUGGAGCUGUGGCGUAUAUUGAGUGUAGUGCUAAAACUCAACAGAAUGUGAAAGCCGUGUUUGAUACUGCAAUAAAAGUUGUUCUGCGACCUCCAAAAAUGAAGAAAAAGCUUUACCAAUGGAGAGGAUGCAUAUUCCUUUGAUAUAUUCAAGAUUAAUUUCUCAAAAACUUAAUAUUAUUUGCUAUUAUCUUUCAACCUUUCUUCACAUUCUCUUGUUUCUUGUUUUCUACAUUUUGGCUCUUAAUUACCUAGAAAGCUGUGGAGAUUUGAAAAAAUGGUGAAAGAUAAGCCAAGUUUGAAACAUUUAUAUGUUACCGUUUAUUCAAAUAAACAAAUACUUGAAUGACA
Messenger RNA from Salvia hispanica, 848 nucleotides. RefSeq names its product rac-like GTP-binding protein RAC13. Gene Ontology annotation, biological process: small GTPase-mediated signal transduction. The record is from RefSeq and is a predicted model, not a curated record. Lineage: Eukaryota; Viridiplantae; Streptophyta; Magnoliopsida; Lamiales; Lamiaceae. Gene Ontology annotation, molecular function: GTPase activity; GTP binding.